Brenthis ino (lesser marbled fritillary) is the source of this 1245-nucleotide messenger RNA. The record is from the annotation of a GenBank genome assembly. Lineage: Eukaryota; Metazoa; Arthropoda; Insecta; Lepidoptera; Nymphalidae.
AUGCGUAUGAACCCAGACAUGGACGAUGACGAGAAGGGAAAACUGUUUGUUGGUGGUCUAUCAUGGGAGACGUCUCAAGAGAAUCUGCAGCGGUAUUUCUCUCGCUACGGCGAUGUGAUCGACUGCGUGGUGAUGAAGAACAGCGAGUCGGGCCGCUCGAGAGGCUUCGGCUUCGUGACUUUUGCUGAACCAUCGUUGGUUAAUGUGGUUUUGCAAAAUGGACCCCAUCAACUUGAUGGCAGAACAAUCGAUCCGAAACCAUGCAAUCCUCGCACGCUGCAAAAACCUAAGCGCGGAGGUGGCUAUCCCAAGGUGUUUCUUGGGGGUCUCCCCUCCAACAUCACUGAGACCGACUUGCGCGUUUUCUUCGGUCGCUACGGCAAGGUCAUGGAGGUCGUCAUUAUGUACGAUCAGGAGAAAAAGAAGUCUCGUGGCUUUGGAUUCCUGUCGUUUGAAGACGAGAUCUCUGUGGAGCGAGUGACCCAAGAGCAUUUUAUCAACCUCAAUGGGAAACAAGUGGAGAUCAAGCGUGCAGAGCCCCGCGACGGGUCCGGCAAGCUGGGCUCGGGCUCGGGCGGCAUGGGCGGCGGGGGCAUGGGUGGCGCUCCCGGCGACGCGCCCGCCGCCGGCCAGUGGGGCCCGCCCCAGGCCGCGCCCAUGAAUAUCAUACAGGGGCACAACGGACAGAUGGGCGGCCCGCCCAUCAAUAUGCCCAUGGCUGGACCUAAUAUUAUGCAAGGCUACCAAGGCUGGGGCACGUCCGCGGGACAGACGUCGUACGCGGGGUACGGCGCGGCGGGCGGCGCGGGCGGGCCCGGCAACUACCAGGGCUGGGGCGCGCCGCCCGCCCAGCAGGCGCCGCCGCACGCGCCCGCCUGGCCCGCCACCAACAACUACACGCAGCACGCGCAGCCGCCCGCGCAGGGAUACGGCAGCUACGCAAACUACAGCUCGGCCCCCGCGGGCGCGUCGGCCGGCGGCAGCUGGACCAACUGGAGCAUGCCGCAGAACUCCAACUCGACUGGCUCUGGGUCGUACGUGCCUCUGUCCGAGGGCGGCGAGAUGUACGGGCGCGGCGGCAGCGCGGCCACGGGCGCGGCGCCGCUCGCCGGCGCGCUGUCCUCCGCUGCGCUGUCCAAGUCCUCGUCGGCGGACUACUCCACCUACCAGCAGUACCCGCCCGCCUACCAGCAGGACCAGUUGGUCGAUCAGGGCCCACAAGAGUGGCUCCUCCACAAAGAGAAU